Messenger RNA from Volvox carteri f. nagariensis, 2463 nucleotides. It is a transcript of the gene urod1, whose product is annotated as uroporphyrinogen decarboxylase chloroplast precursor. Gene Ontology annotation, biological process: porphyrin-containing compound biosynthetic process. The record is from RefSeq and is a predicted model, not a curated record. The transcript has 8 exons. Gene Ontology annotation, molecular function: uroporphyrinogen decarboxylase activity. Bases 60 to 1232 code for a protein of 390 amino acids. NCBI's taxonomy places the organism in Eukaryota, Viridiplantae, Chlorophyta, Chlorophyceae, Chlamydomonadales, Volvocaceae.
CGCUGACUUCUGGUUACUUUAGGACAACAGUAGUGUCUGCUGUCCUCAGUUUCUCCAAAAUGCAGACCAAGGCUUUCACCUCGGCGCGGCCGCAGCGUAUGGCUGCGCUUAAGGCCCAGCGUGCCCCCGCGGUGACUGUGCGUGCCGCCGCUGCUCCAGCUGUGGCCCCUGCACCGGCCUCCAGCUCCAGUGUCGAUGAGCCACUGAUGCUGCGCGCCCUGCGCGGUGAGAAGGUGGAGCGGCCGCCGGUGUGGAUGAUGCGCCAGGCCGGCCGCUACCAAAAGGUGUACCAGGACCUCUGCAAGAAGCACCCCACGUUCCGCGAGCGCUCGGAGCGCGUUGACCUUGCUGUGGAGAUUUCUCUGCAGCCCUGGCACGCGUUCAAGCCCGAUGGCGUCAUUCUGUUCUCGGACAUCCUGACCCCGCUGCCGGGCAUGAACAUCCCCUUCGACAUGGCUCCCGGCCCCAUCAUUAUGGACCCUAUUCGCACUAUGGCGCAAGUAGAGAAGGUGACGAAGCUGGACGCGGACGCCGCCUGCCCCUUCGUCGGCGAGUCUCUGCGCCAGCUGCGCUCGUACAUCGGCAACCAGGCCACUCUGCUGGGCUUCGUGGGUGCGCCCUUCACCCUGGCGACGUACAUUGUCGAGGGCGGCUCGUCCAAGAACUUUGCGCACAUUAAGAAGAUGGCCUUCUCCACUCCGGAAGUGUUGCACGCGCUGCUGGACAAGCUGGCGGACAAUGUGGCCGACUACGUGCGCUACCAGGCCGACGCGGGUGCUCAGGUGGUGCAGAUUUUCGAUAGCUGGGCUUCGGAGUUGCAGCCCCAGGACUUCGACGUGUUCUCCGGGCCGUACAUCAAGAAGGUGAUCGACAGCGUCCGCAAGACACACCCCAACCUCCCUAUCAUCCUUUACAUCUCAGGCUCGGGCGGUCUGCUUGAGCGCAUGGCUGCCGCGCAGCCCGACAUCAUCUCUCUGGACCAGUCGGUGGACUUCACAGACGGCGUGAAGCGAUGCGGCGCCAACUUUGCCUUCCAGGGCAACAUGGACCCCGGCGUGCUGUUCGGCUCCAAGGACUUCAUCGAGACGCGCGUCAUGGAUACAAUCAAGGCCGCCCGAUCUGCUGGCGUGCGCCACAUUAUGAACCUUGGGCAUGGUGUGCUGCCAGGCACUCCAGAGGACCACGUGGGCCACUUCUUCCACGUCGCCCGGACCGCCCACGAGCGCAUGUAAGGAGCAGGAGGCGGAAAACAUGUCAGGAGUUGACCUGCUCUGACCAUGGUUGAACAAAGGCUGGUGUUCAAGUGGCAGUUGACGGGGAAGGAGGGGCGAGGGAGGAUUCAAUGCGUGGAAGGUUCUUGUAUGAGAGGUAUGAGGGCAGGAGACUCUGCCGACGUCCGCUACGCCAACGAGUUGGCACAGUGUGCUUUGGAUUAGGAUGUGUUAAAUGUUUGGGUGGUAAUCGAUGCUUACUAAGGGCUCACAGAGCCUUGCGUUCUCGUUGAAAUGAGACAAGGUCGCAGAGCCUCUCGGGUGGGCGUGUGUUUUUCAGAGGAGAGCAGGAUGGACGCGGGAGCUUACGCGAAUGAAGUGCUGAGGGGGAAAUUAGGACGGUUGUGACAUCGGACAGGGUGGUAUGUGGUGCAGGGCUGGAGCGGGGUGACGGGCUGGGUUUGACUUGACCGGACCAGCGCUGAAAGGGUUUUACCGCUUGGUAUCUGCUCAAAACAUUCACAUGCGCCAGCAAGAUCAUUUCAUUGUGAUUAGUUUACGGAUGGGUGGGGUUCUAAUCAGCUAUAGAAACGGGCGUGUUCACCCACAUAGCCGUACGUCGCACCACCGCCGCUUCUGUGCCACGCACAUCGAGUGUGUUGAGAAUUUUGACUGCCGGAAUCAUACGGUGGCUACGGAACGAGACAAAAUACGUGCGACCCCGUCACGGACUCACAUGGAUUCCGUUCACAUGGACGAAUCUUGAUAGUCGGAACUCGAUUUUAACAGACAGUACGUUGACGCUUUGUGGGGCCACGUCUCUUCUCCAUGCUCCAUGGGUGAGCCAUCAACGUGGUGUUGUCCUUUUGUAAGACUGUCGUGGGAGGUUUAUUCAAUAUUUUGCUUAUAACCCAUCCAUAUCUCAACGAAUCAGAAAUCAGGUCAGGCACUACUGGUGCAGCACGCACCAAUGUCCCCGGGAUCGAGACCUGUGAAGGUCGAAAAUCCUUCCGAUGGUCCGAUGGUGGAAGGUUAAAGUACCCCGAGUUGAUCGACAGUGUUGACCUGGGAUAAAGUUGGCUUGCGACCAGGAAUGGAGCUGGGCCGCCGUUAAUCCGGCAGAUUCCGUUGGAUGCCGGUGGUGGGUGCGGAACCUGAGCGAUCCACUAAGAGUUGACUAGGGUGAUUAGAUGAGGGUGUCCCGAAAUACCGGGGAAGGCAGGGUUUCGCCAGGUAGCGGCCACGGGUGAAG